AUGAGUGAGAAUGAAAAUGAAUCUAAUAUUACCAUUAGCACUUCUCAACAAUUCUCUGAUAAAAAGCGAUGCUCUUGUUGCGGUGUCAAUAAGAAGAAGGAGGAUUUUUAUAGAUCUGAUGACCCAAAUGAAAAUGCUACCUGUAAUCGGUGUUAUGAAAGACGUAAGAAUAAAAGAAAAGAAACGAAUUCGAUUUCAAAAAAAAAGGCAAAAAUGAAAGCCAGCACUGAUAUAACGCCAAGUAGUAGUAGCAGUACUUCUACUUCCCAAAUCAAUAGUAGUAUCGAAGAAAUAGAGCUAUUUCCAGAACAAGAAAACACUCUUAAAGACAAUAAAGAUGAAAACUUUGGUAGCAAAGACUAUGGUAAUGAUGAUAGUCCUCUAUAUAGUCUAGACGAAGUUCAAGAAAUUAUAGCCAAAAAAUUUUAUGAAGCGGAGAGUAGUAAUGAAAAU
Racocetra fulgida is the source of this 453-nucleotide messenger RNA. The record is from the annotation of a GenBank genome assembly. NCBI's taxonomy places the organism in Eukaryota, Fungi, Glomeromycota, Glomeromycetes, Diversisporales, Gigasporaceae.